AUGACCUGUUACGUCUACUACUGGAGCUUCGGUAGUUGGAGGUACCAGAGCUGGCGCGUGGCCGCCCUGGCCCUGCUGCCGGCGCUGGGGGCCUGCGCGGGCUUCACCUGGGCGACUGUGCUCAUGUUCAGGCGCCAGGUGCCCUGCCGGAAGUUCCUGGCGCAGAGCGUUUGCCUCUGGCUGGGCUUGCUGCUGGGGCUCUGGGCUGCAGACCAGAACUAUGGGCACAACAUGAUUAGCUUCUACACUUACCAGGACUUGGUGUCCUACACGGACCUGGACCCCGCCAGGGCCAAGGGCCAGAGCUACAUGGACUCCGGGGAGGUCUACUUCAAGGAGGGCACCGAGGUGGCCACCGCCGAGAUGGUCUCCUUCCGCAGCCGCCGCACCUUCUGCGCCGCGCCCAUUGUAGGCCAGCCGCUGCGGAAUCAGAAGGGCUUGCAGGAGGUGGCCAUGGAGGGUGAGUUCGUGAUGCCGGAGAGCGGCACCGUGGACUUCUGGGCCGUGGGCACCGACUGCUGCGACAAGGCCACCAGGCAGUUCACUUGCGGCGAGGCGGGGGACCGUUUGGCCGCGGGGCUGAGACCGAUCCGUUGCCCCCCCGAAGAAGAAGAUCUGCUGCUGGGCGCCGGCGCGGUGGCCCUCGCCGGUGGCGCCCGGGCAGCAGGAGCGCGCUUGGCGCUGCGCCGCUGGAGGGCGUCUGCGGCCUCCGUGAGCGCGCUGGGAUCUUGGGGAUAUGCUGAACAAAUGUACCGGAAGCUGCAAGAUGCGGAGAGCGUCCUGCCCAGCAGCUGGCUCCUGUCGAAUCUGACCUAUGUGAACUUCUUCAUGCGGCCCAGGGGGCCAGACCUUACGACACGAGUCAACCUUCACAACUUCACAUUUGUCCACAACUUGCUCCACAUGACCGGCGAGCGCGUGCCACAGCCCUUCACCACCGCCGAUGGCCAGGUGUUGGUCUACAACGGGGAGAUCUACAACUUCCGCUCGCUUUUGCCCAGCGCCAAGAGCGACGGGGAGGCCCUGCUGCCGCUGUACCUUGAGCGGGGCGCUUUGUUCCCGCGCUUCCUGGACGGGGAGUUCGCGCUGGCGCUGCUGGACUUCCCCAGGAGCCGGCUGGUGCUGUCCACGGACAUCUUCUCCACCAAGCCGCUGUGGUUCUCCAGCUUCCAGGGCUUCCAUGUGGCGAGCUACCGCAGCGCGCUGCUGCGGAUCGGCCUGCCACAAGGGAAGGUGCACAUGGUGGACCCCAACACCAUCAUGAUCAUCCACCUGGAUGACGGGAGAGUCGAGCGGCACGCCUUGCAUGAGUUCGACCUGAGGCAAUUCAAGCAGGACACCACAGACUUCCAGGCGGCGUUUGCCCGGGCGGUGCGCCAGCGCGUGCAGUAUGCCAUCCAUCCCAUGUUCAUCGGCCUCUCCUCGGGCUACGACUCCGGCGCCAUCCACGUGGCCCUGGUGCAAGAUGGGACCAGUCACUUUGCCUACACGGUGCAUUCCACGGAGGACAUGGAAGUGCUGCAGCAGCGCAUCCAUUGGGCCGGUAACUGGACCGAGACCAACGUCAUCGUGCUCAGCGGCGCGGACCUGGAGCGCGAGGCAAGACGCCUCGCGGAGCAAUGCGAGCCGUUCCACUACAGGGCCACUCGCGGGCAAGAGUUCCUGGUCUCGGAAGAUCCCGCGUCCUCGGGCCUCUCCUACAUCAUGAAGGAGGUCCGGCAGCGGGGGAUCCUGGUGUACCUCUCCGGCACCGGCGCCGACGAGAUCAUCUCGGACUACGGCCACGGAGGCAAGAAGAUCUUCCCACACUCCAACUUCGGAGGCCUCUUCCCGGAGACCUUGACGGAGCUCUUCCCCUGGGAGGCCUUCUUCCUGGGCACCCAGCGGGACUAUCUCAUGAAGGAGGAGCUGGUAGCUGGAGUGCACGGUGUGGAGGCCAGGUAUCCCUUCCUCGACCGCCGGGUGGUGCAGGAGUUCCUGUGGCUGGCCCCAGCGGCCAAGAACGCCAAGUACAAGGCUCCAGUGCACGACUGGCUGGAGCGCUUCAAGUACCCCUUCCGCUCUGGCGAGAAGGUGGGCUUUAACGCGAUGCACAACGUGCAGUGGCAAGAGGACAAGAGCGUGGUCUACACUUCCUUUGCAAAGCCCGACCCCAAGGCUCCGGCGGAAGACCCAGCCGGCAUCCAGGUGGGUGGCUUGGGUCUACGCCCCAGACAGGAGAAAGAGGCAGAGCGAGCCCUGGCGCAGCGUGAGGCCGAGGUGCGGACCGCCGAGCAGCAGCUGGCGCACACCGCGCAGCAGCUGCAGGAGAGCUGGCGCCAGCUGCAGCAGCAGGCGCAGGGGCUGAGGGCGCAGGCGGAGGCGCAGGCGGAGGCGCAGCUGCGCUUCGCGGCGCUGCGGCUGCUGCCCAUGCAGCCGCUGGCCGCCAGGGUGGAGCGGCCGCUGAAGACCCCCUUGGCGGCCCGCGAGUCUGGGGAGGGCGAUCCUUUGGUCGACUUCGACACUGGGCAUCCCAAGUGGUCCGGCGUGGAGGUUCUCACAUGUGUGAGCGGGGGCCGCUAUGUGAACGUCAUGGACUUCCCCGUCUUCCACAUCUUCCGGGCGUCCACGCCACUGCCGGUGCACAAUGUCUGCGAGAACCACGAGUGGGACGGCAUGUACAUGCGCCUGAGAUUUUACCAGGCCUUCCUGGAGCGAUUCGCUGCGGAUUCCGCAAAGGCGGAGCGGCUCUUCGUGGUCAGCGACGGCAUGGACGUGAUCUUCAACGACCUCCGCCAGCUGAUCGGCGAGGCCGCGACCCCGGAGGCGGUCUCCCGGGUGAUCAUUCAGCGCUAUGAGGCGAUCACGGAGGGCAGCCUGGAGGUCGUCUUCUCCUCGGAGCGGCUCUGUGGCUGGGGCGGUGGCCACAUCUGCUCGGAGGAGGAUGAUGCGAGAUAUCCGCAGGGUCCCACAGACUCCAAGUAUCUCAAUGCGGGAGGCUACAUUGGCCCCGCACGCGCCUUGGUCCGCAUCCUGCGGUGGGUCCUCAACGCCGCGGCGCGACGGGAUGGGGAGCUGCGGCAAAAGACCACGGCCCAGGAUGCCACCGGUGGCGAGACAGACCAGUACUUCUUCAAGAUGUACUUCUGGGAGCACCCCGAGUUGGUCACGCUGGACUAUCACCAGUCCAUCUUUGGCAAUUUUGUAGAGGUGGAGGCGGUGGCCUGUCACGACGGCUGGCGGCCGCGAUGUAGCAUGCAGCCAUGUUGUACAGUCAGUGACAGCUUCCGGCGCCUUCACGAGGUUUUCUACGGCAACUACCGGAUUGCUGGUUGCGCCUUGUGGCGGAAGGACAAGCUUCCGAUCACUUGGCACGGAAAUGGCGCAGGCAAGUGGCUGUGGCUGCUGUCUUUGGAAGAGCUGUCGCGGAGUUGCCCCUUCUUGGCGAAUCUCACAGUGCAAAGGUAUCCAGUCCAGCCGAUCCUUGACCUCUUCGACCGUUUCGAUGAAGCCCGCAUACAGACUCAGAAGAUGCUGCGGCUGACGACUUUCGCCAGCGCCCUGUUCCCUUCGAAGUCGAGCACUGCCGACGCCUUCGCCAGCGCAGGCUUAGAUGUCACGGAGCCGGCGCCGGCGCCGGCGUCCAUCACCGUGGGCAGCUACGAGUUCGCAGACUCAAAGGCGCUGGCGGGCCAGAGCCUCAAGGCCCACGGGGUCUGCCACCUCCGGUACUACGGCCUUGAGGUCUGCUCCGCGGUGCUGUACCUGCCGGAGGGCGGCGCGGCGCCCCGCUCAGGCGCCGAUGUCACAGACCCUGCGCUGCCCAAGAUGCUGGAGCUGCGGUACUGCCGGAACUUCCCGAAGGACCAGUUCCGCUUCGUCACGCGCUGGGCCAUCUCCCGCAACGGCCACAUGGACCGGGAAGUUGAGGCCGGCGUCGAGUCCUUCAACCCUUUGUACAAAGACGUGGCAGCUGGGGACUGCUACACGCUGGGCUACGACCCUCAGGGAGAUGGCCUCGUGACGCUGCGGCUGAACGGUGCCCACCUGGGCUCCGUGCCGGGCAAGCGCUUCGCCGAGGCCAUCUUUGCCGUGUGGUUUGGGCCUCGUCCUUUUUUGGAGCACCUGAAGCAGGAGCUCCUGCGGGCCAGGGAGUAG
Effrenium voratum is the source of this 4137-nucleotide messenger RNA. Lineage: Eukaryota; Dinophyceae; Suessiales; Symbiodiniaceae. The record is from the annotation of a GenBank genome assembly.